CGGAGUAAUUGGUUUUUUGCUAGACUGUUGAUUGGUUCUUGAAUAUGAAGGGAUCAAAUUGAUGGGUUGUAAUGAUUUUGAAUAAUGAAUACAUGUUCAAUAUGUUGUACAAUGAUUUAAUUGGUUGAAUAAUCAUUCAUUAAUUACAUUUAUGGGUGGAUAACAAUCUUAUGGACAAGCGAUAAGUACUUUCAACGAGAAGAAGGCAGUUAUCAUCGGUCAAAUGAAUGUUCAGACUAGUGCUGAUCAUAGUAAUAGUGUUAUUUGAGUGUAGUGACUGAAAUCAUCGUGGCUUUGGGAAAUGAGGUUCAUCCCUAAUUAUGGAAUGUGGCAAUAAUGGAGAUGAGAAGCACGGAUACUGAUUUUCCAUUGACAUAUCGCAGGUUCUGCAUCUCAAACCAAGUUGAUGAAUAUUAACUCUAAUACAUUCCUGAAAAAAUAAGUAAUGUUUAGCAAAAAUGAAGAUCAAUUUAUGAGUUCACAAAGACCCUAGAGUAUUGAAUUUCAUGAGAAAAGAGGUCAUUUCUGGACCAUUCAAAUUCCAAGCUAUAUUUAAGAACACCUGCAUCAUGAUGAAUCGAGUAUGAAUGCUCAAAUAGUUUAUCCAUUUUGUGACAAAAUGAAGCUGAAUUUAUUUAGAGAGUAAUAUCAAUAGGCAUAUAUUGAUGUAUUCAAAGCAAUCGAAUAAGAAAUGAGGACCCAUUCUGCCUACAUCUCGGUUGGAAUAUUGGACAUGAAAUCCAAUAAUCCUAUAUUGGGAAUAGACAACUAUUCAAUGACUUAAGACAUCAUAGACGCUUUCAUUUCAUGUACUCCCAAAAUCCAUAAAUUAAUAUUCAUAUCUGAAGUUGAAUCUCAGGCCUUCAUAAUGGGAAUGGCAUUGAAAGACAAGACUCGUCAUCUACAGGAACUAACAAAUGUAUUUGUGGAACAAGAAAAGCAAAAUCCAGAACAAGCAGAAUAACCAGAACAAGCAGAUCAAAUUAUAGAACAGAAGGAUGUUCCCAUUAAAGUUGAAUUAGAAAUACAAUUUAAACAAGAUGAGGACAUCUAGCUCAAUUCAAACAAUAUUUAGUUGGAAAUUCAGAAUUUGAAUCCCCAAGUUCAGAGGAUUCAGAAACCCACUGUAGUCAGUUAUCACAAUGGACACAAAUGUAUAGAUAACCAUGUUGACAUUAUUAGAAAACAUUGCGUAUUAAUUCUUCAGAGAAUUCAGUGUUCCUUUGAAUUAAUAAGUAUUUCAAACCAUCCUUCCAAGAGUGAAUGAUUCCAACCCACUGUGUCUGUGUGGUAGAAACAUCAAGAUCAGACUCGAAGGUAAUUAAUGUUGUUAUUGUGGAUUGCAUAGAUCCACUACAUUAUAAUGUGAAUAACGAGUAAGAUUGUUAGUAAUUUAGGCAUGUGGAAGAUAGUAUUGUGCCAGUUGUAUUAAUCCGGCUAAAAUUUUUAACAUAUGUUUUUAAGGUCAUUAAAUGAAAUUUGUUUAAGAAUUGGAUGUUACCUAAAAAUGUUUAUAUUGUCAAUAAUCCACUUUUCGUCUUGGCCACUUCAGAUGUUAACCCUGUCACUUGAAGAUAUGCGCUUAUUGCUAUUAUUCAAAGUAUACGGAAUGGCAAUUCAAGAAAGUAAAAUUUGGAUAUACCUAAAUUAGAUGAAAAUCUACUUAAAUUGUUUGAAAAAGAUCAAGCCAAAUUACAGAUAAGAGGUUUACAAUUAAUUAAUUACUGAGUAUUUGCUUGAUGCAAACUUAGAAAAAUUACAAUAGAGAUGA
Messenger RNA from Paramecium octaurelia, 1771 nucleotides. The record is from the annotation of a GenBank genome assembly. Lineage: Eukaryota; Ciliophora; Oligohymenophorea; Peniculida; Parameciidae.